Phyllostomus hastatus (greater spear-nosed bat) is the source of this 630-nucleotide messenger RNA. RefSeq names its product L antigen family member 3 (gene LAGE3). Gene Ontology annotation, cellular component: EKC/KEOPS complex. The transcript has 3 exons. The coding region runs from base 64 to 420 and encodes 118 amino acids. Lineage: Eukaryota; Metazoa; Chordata; Mammalia; Chiroptera; Phyllostomidae. The record is from RefSeq and is a predicted model, not a curated record.
GCACGGCGGCCAUGCAGGCAGCAGACGCAGGCACUGCUGGAGCCGAAGGCCUGGACAGCCAGGAUGGCUACGCCACCCUGCGGGGUGCAGGCGCGGCAGCCGCUGUUGCCGGCGGAGCUCCGCGUGUUGCCCGAGCACAGAAUGCCUCAGGGUGGGGCGGAGAGGCAGCAGUCACGCGCCCUCAGUGUGCCUUUUCCGUCCCCCUUGGAGGCAGACAUUGCCCGUGGAUCCCUGGACCCCGAUGCGGAACCCCACCGAGAGGCAAUUCGGAAGGACCUCACAGUGAGCGGCAGCGUCCUAGCCGUCUGCUGGAGAGCUGAAGAUGCUCACCUCCUCCGAGUUUCCAUCAUCAACUUUCUUGACCAGCUUUCCCUGGUGAUGCGAACCAUGCAGCGCUUUGGGCCCCCUCUUUCCCGCUAAACCUGGGCUGGGAAAAGGGGGCUGAGACCCAACCUUGUAUCCGGUCCUAGGCAGUGGACCCUUCCCACAGCAGGGAUUCCUGCAGUAGGUGCCACUUUCCUAUGGGGCCCUAAUCUGCCUGCAGUGGCCCUUGGGCACUUGCAGGUCACUCGUUUUGUUUAGCGCUUCAGUGUUUGUCUCUGCAGCAAAUAAAACUGAGCUACUAUUCCA